Punctularia strigosozonata HHB-11173 SS5 is the source of this 1803-nucleotide messenger RNA. Its product is annotated as FAD-linked oxidoreductase. The transcript is spliced from 8 exons. Lineage: Eukaryota; Fungi; Basidiomycota; Agaricomycetes; Corticiales; Punctulariaceae. The coding region runs from base 1 to 1803 and encodes 600 amino acids. Gene Ontology annotation, cellular component: mitochondrion. Gene Ontology annotation, molecular function: proline dehydrogenase activity; FAD binding. The record is from RefSeq and is a predicted model, not a curated record.
AUGUACUCUCGCCCCCUCCUCGGACGGCCGCAGUGUAGGCUCACGCGCCUCCCGCGACUGCCGCCAGUCCCGAAAGCCAGGCGUCUGUCGAGCGAACCGCCCAACCCUGGACCGGAACGCGAAGCGCGCAAGCGACAGGCACUUCGCCUAUCGAAAUACGGAUUCGCAGCGACAGGAGGCAUCCUUGGAGCCGCUCUCCUGCUGGGGCUUGGAGAUCGCAGCGUUCACGCCGAUGCCGAUGCGGAGGAGGACAAACACAAGCGGCCUACGGCAUCCUUGGGCAGCCUCAUCCGAACAUACGUGGUCUACGCUGCUUGCUCGUUCCCUACUUUGGUGGAUGCCGCGCCGACUGUAUUGAAUACGCUCCUAUCGAUACCGGGGGUGAAGCACAUCACGGAGGCCGUCGUGAGGGCGACCUUCUUCUCGCAGUUCGUAGGAGCCGACACUGCGCAAGAAUGCAUCCCUUUACUGAAGGAAUUGCGUGCUGAGAACAAGGGCUGCCUAUUUGCAUACAGCGUGGAGGUAGAUGAGGCCGAAGCAGCUGGCGUUCAAGUCUCACACACGAAUGAGCACGAGAAGCCGCCUCAUAAACAGGCAGUGGAGGAAAUGAUCAAUUGCAUCAAUGUUGCCGCCGAUUUCGAAGACGGGCUGGGAACUGAACGGACCGGUAGGAGGACGUGGGUUGCGGUGAAACUCACGGCAUUGUUACCGGAUGCUCAAACUCUCGUCAAUUUUUCAUCCUACCUGGUCAACUCCCGUCCUCGGACUAAAUCGCCGAUAGCCUUUCCUGGUUAUCCAGUCCCCACGGAUCUGGAUAUUCUCGCUUCUCCGUCUCCCCCGGCAAAGACUCCUCUCACUACACAAGACAUCGUCGCUCUCAAAGAAUUGUACGAUGACAUGUUCAGGAUAUGUUCGCGGGCGCAAGAGAGGGGGGUAAAGGUCAUCAUCGAUGCGGAAUACACCUGGUACCAGCCCGCGGUAGAUGCGUAUGCACACGCGCUCAUGCGCCAUUUCAACAGACUGCCUUCGACCGGAGGUAAAUGGAAGCAGCUCAUCGGAUCGACACCAGUAGCCGCUCCCGCAGUGCAACCGCUGAUAUAUCAGACUUACCAGGCCUACCUGCGGAGAACGUUGGGUUACUUGCAACAAAGUCUCGAGGAUGCGCGCGAAAACGGGUUCGCGCUCGGGGUCAAGCUCGUCCGCGGCGCGUACCACCCGCACGAGCUGGCGGCCCACCCGAACGGCAAGACCCCGAAGGAUUCCUCCGACCCUAGCCUCCAAGUCAAACUGCCCUCUAUCUCGCCGGACCCGGAACCGCCCGUUUGGCUGAAGAAGUCGGAGACGGACGCGUGCUACAAUGCGUGCUUGCGCGUGCUGGUUGAAGGCGUCGCGAAGGAUGUGAAGGCUCGCGGAAGAAACGGAACGCCCACGAUCGGCGUGUUGUUCGGCACGCAUAACACGACGAGUGCAGAGCUCGUGCUGGAGGAAAUCGUUCAGCACGGACUGGGGUCCAGGACGCAAGGAGGAGAGGUCGUCUUGAGCCCGGAGGUCACGGAAAGGAUCAAUAUGGGCCAAUUAUAUGGUAUGUGUUGGAUGAGCGAUGAACUUACGGACUACCUAGCAAGCAAGACGAAGGCGGCUUCGCCGUUCGUGCUGAAAUACGUCCCCUAUGGCGCUUUGAAGGAUGUCAUGCCAUAUCUAAGCCGCAGAGCAAUCGAGAACAAGUCCGUGCUCUUCGAUGGAGCGGCGGCCAAAGAAAGGCAACGCGCAUGGAACGAAAUCAAACGCCGGAUAUUCGGAUAA